AAAAUACACUCUAAAAGCACUUUAUUAAGACCAAUGGGAAAUAUGAAUAACAACAAAAGUUACAGUAAGAAACAACCAUGUUUGUGUAACUUAGGGAUUAUAUUAAUGUCAAUUAUGUGGCUAAGUAAAGUGGUUUUAUGUAACAUUAAUGAUCCAUGUAAAUCAAGGUCAUAUAGUGACAAUGAUGUUCUUCAAUUUUCAAGGAACAUUCAAUUCUUAAAUGCUGAGUUCUUCCAUUGUGGUGCCACUGGCGAAAGCAUUGAUGCAUAUGAUCCUUCUUUAGCAGCAGGAGGUCCACCUCCACUUGGCUGUCAAAGGGCUAACUUAGAUCCUAUGUCACGCCGGAUGGUUGAGGAAUUCGCACUUGAAGAAGUUGGCAAUUUAAGAGUCUUAGCAAAGUUCAUUGAGGGACCAGUUAUUCCAAGGCCAUUGUUGGAUCUAACCAAAGAAACUAUUGGAAGGUUGAUUGGUAAAGCAUUUGAUCCUCCACUCUCUCCUCCAUUCGACCCUUACCGCAACCCUCUCCACUAUUUCAUCCUCUGUAACUUUAUCACUUACACCGGACUGACCGGCCUCGUCGCAUCAGCCCCGACAUUUAUCUCUCGUGAAGAUCGCACGGUGGUAGCAAGAUUUGAAGCCAUGGAAGCUGGACAAAAUGCUAUUUGUCGACAAUAUUUGUACCAAAGGUCGAACGAUAGGGUGCUUCCGUAUCAAAUAACCGUGGCGGAGUUCACGAACCACACGUCGGAGUUGGCAAAUCGCCUUGGGAGAUGUGGCAUGAAAGACGAAGGAGUCAUCGUUCCCCGGUUGCUCGGGGCAGAGAAUCGGACCGAGAGCAACAUUCUUGCCGCCGAUUCUAACUCUCUUACGUAUACGCGAACAAUACCGGAGCUCAUGCGCAUACUUCAGGGAAACGAAAACGAAAGUGAGCCUGGUGGAUUCUUUCCAAAGGGUGCUAAUGGAGAUAUUGGAAGAAGCUUAAGAAAGAAGUAAUAAUUCCAAUUCCAAUGAUGAUACGAAUAAAAAGGAUUGAUAUAGUGAAUCAAUCCUAGGCUGCACGUUCAAGUUUCCCUUCAUGCGUUUCUCUAUAAAAAUUUACAUGAAGCAUGGACUUCUGUUACUUUUAUUGACGAAAAUAUGGUGAAAUGUUAAGGUUAAUGAUAUCCAAACCCUUGCAAUCUUUGAUGUUGUA
Molecule: messenger RNA, 1192 nt
Organism: Cucumis melo (muskmelon)
Lineage: Eukaryota; Viridiplantae; Streptophyta; Magnoliopsida; Cucurbitales; Cucurbitaceae
Product: desiccation-related protein PCC13-62-like
Exons: 3
Coding region: 34-993 (319 amino acids)
Source: RefSeq, a predicted model, not a curated record